AUGGAGGGCGGGCAUGAUUCGGCAACUGCACAAAUCGAUAAUUGCGCGAGGGGUGGGACCUCGGCAGCCGGGCUGGUGUGCUCGCCCUGCAAGGAAAGCGACCUGGACAGAGAGGGCGUCGAGGGCGGGCUAUCGCUCUGCCAAGCUUCGCUACCGGCCAAGUUCUAGCCGAGUCGUGCAAGUACCGCCGCCAGCGAGAAGAGCCGGCGUCGCGACAAGUAGAAGCACCCGAUAUUGGUCGGGCACCCAUCAAUACGAGCUCUCGUCAACACUAGUCGGUGCGUGGGGCCCCCCUCUUCUUCCU
This is a messenger RNA of Gaeumannomyces tritici R3-111a-1, 304 nucleotides long. RefSeq lists its product as hypothetical. Bases 1 to 168 code for a protein of 55 amino acids. The transcript has 2 exons. The record is from RefSeq and is a predicted model, not a curated record. NCBI's taxonomy places the organism in Eukaryota, Fungi, Ascomycota, Sordariomycetes, Magnaporthales, Magnaporthaceae.